Symphalangus syndactylus (siamang) is the source of this 7978-nucleotide messenger RNA. It is a transcript of the gene MCOLN2, whose product is annotated as mucolipin TRP cation channel 2. NCBI's taxonomy places the organism in Eukaryota, Metazoa, Chordata, Mammalia, Primates, Hylobatidae. Gene Ontology annotation, molecular function: NAADP-sensitive calcium-release channel activity. Gene Ontology annotation, cellular component: membrane. The record is from RefSeq and is a predicted model, not a curated record.
GGGGCGGGGCGGGAGCGCCUGGCCACGCGCCGCAUCCUGCAGGGAGCACACAGAGCCGCCUUUCAGCCGCCAAAGUAGGGCCCGCCGCACUCCGCGGCUGCCGCGCCUGCCCUCGGGCCGGGGUCUGCGCGCACCACGCGGCCGGCGGGAAGGAUAAGAGAAGGGAACCCCGCUUAGCAGGGCUCCAACUUCAGCGGACGCGUUCCGGCGAGGGCGAAAUGAGUCGGCCGUGAAGGUUUUUCCUGUUCCGAAUCCCGAGAGCCCUGGAAAGUUUUGAAGGAGGAGGCAUGGCCGGGCAGCCUUAUCGUUUUCCCCAGGCAAGGAUACCGGAGAGAGGAUCAGGUGAUUUCAGGUUAACCGUCAGAAAUGCAAUGGCACAUCAUGAUUCUGAGAUGAAAGAAGAAUGUCUAAGGGAAGACCUGAAGUUUUACUUCAUGAGCCCUUGUGAAAAAUACCGAGCCAGACGCCAGAUUCCAUGGAAACUGGGUUUGCAGAUUUUGAAGAUAGUCAUGGUCACCACACAGCUUGUUCGUUUUGGUUUAAGUAACCAGCUGGUGGUUGCUUUCAAAGAAGAUAACACUGUUGCUUUUAAGCACUUGUUUUUGAAAGGAUAUUCUGGUACAGAUGAAGAUGACUACAGCUGCAGUGUAUAUACUCAAGAGGAUGCCUAUGAGAGCAUCUUUUUUGCUAUUAAUCAGUAUCAUCAGCUAAAGGACAUUACCCUGGGGACCCUUGGUUAUGGAGAAAAUGAAGACAACAGAAUUGGCUUAAAAGUCUGUAAGCAGCAUUACAAGAAAGGGACCAUGUUUCCUUCUAAUGAGACACUGAAUAUUGACAACGACGUUGAGCUCGAUUGUGUUCAAUUAGACCUUCAGGACCUCUCCAAGAAGCCUCCAGACUGGAAGAACUCAUCAUUCUUCAGACUGGAAUUUUAUCGGCUCUUACAGGUUGAAAUCUCCUUUCGUCUUAAAGGCAUUGACCUACAAACAAUUCAUUCCCGUGAGUUACCAGACUGUUACAUCUUUCAGAAUACGAUUAUCUUUGACAAUAAAGCUCACAGUGGCAAAAUCAAAAUCUAUUUUGACAGUGAUGCCAAAAUUGAAGAAUGUAAAGACUUGAACAUAUCUGGAUCUACUCAGAAAAAUGCUCAGUAUGUCCUGGUGUUUGAUGCAUUUGUCAUUGUGAUUUGCUUGGCAUCUCUUAUUCUGUGUACAAGAUCCAUUGUUCUUGCUCUAAGGUUACGGAAGAGAUUUCUAAAUUUCUUCCUGGAGAAGUACAAGCGGCCCGUGUGUGACACCGACCAGUGGGAGUUCGUCAACGGCUGGUAUGUCCUGGUGAUUAUCAGCGACCUAAUGACAAUCAUUGGCUCCAUAUUAAAAAUGGAAAUCAAAGCAAAGAAUCUCACAAACUAUGAUCUGUGCAGCAUUUUUCUUGGAACCUCUACACUCUUGGUUUGGGUUGGAGUCAUCAGAUACCUGGGUUAUUUCCAGGCGUAUAAUGUGCUGAUUUUAACAAUGCAGGCCUCACUGCCAAAAGUUCUUCGGUUUUGUGCUUGUGCUGGUAUGAUUUAUCUGGGUUACACAUUCUGUGGCUGGAUUGUCUUAGGACCAUACCAUGACAAGGAUGUAGAAGUGACUACAGGAUAUUGGAACAAGAACUGUACAAUACUAGAAAGCAUGUAUUAUAGUUGUCUGGGACUGGCUUAAGGGGUCACAUAGUUACCUGGUGAUCAUCAAAUGGGAAAUGUUUGGACAUGAGAUCACUAUAUUAAAAAUGAAAAUUAAGUGAGGGAAAUUAUUAUUAAAAAUUUCCAAUUUAAAGUAUUAUGUUUUUCAUCCAAGUUAAUUGAGAAGAAUGAAGAUGGGCAGAGACUGCCUAAAAUGACCAUAGUAGGUUUAUGAUAGAAAUGGUGACACGUCUUGUCUCCGCAGAUGGUUUUGAUUACAGCAUCAUCUUUCUGCCUUAUUAAAGAUCAGUAUCUGAAUUCUAAACUAUUACCAAACUUCAGUUAGCAUUAUAAUCUCAGGGACAUCAAAGUUGUGCUAAGAUGUUCUUGUUACAAAAUGAUACAUUUGAUUGGUAGAUGCAUCAGGAAAUGAAACUAGGUAAGCCUUGUUUUUAACCCAAAAAAGCAAAAGGAGUUAUUUUAUCUUAGGGCUUUUCCUCCAUUUGGGCCUGUGGCAGUUGGAACAACAGAAACAACAAAAAUAGCAGCAGCUAACACUUACUGCCUGUGUGUUAGACACUCUGCUGGGCAUUUGGGUGUUCUUUCUUAUUUACUCCCCACAACAACCCAGGAUACUGUUAGCCUCACUUAGGCGCUCUGCAAGGAGAAAGAGGUUAAAAAUGGUAAGUAUUCCUUCCAAGUUUGUUUACCAGUUCAGCCUUAAGUUUUGACCUUGUUAGUUGCAUUAACCAAAUCUGUGAUCAAAUCUGGUUUACAAACUGUUAUACAUGAAUCUGAAAGCUCCGUGCUGCCCUACCAGAAUAAUGCCGAGUAACCUGGCACACUCAGACUUUCUCCUUUUUAGGUGUCACAUUUAAUAUGUCUAGAGAGAAUUACUGUUUUUCCUAUUUGAGAUAUUAUAUAAUUAACAAAGUGACAACCUCUGGGUUGGUAGUAAAUCUUGAUAAUAUUGCUCUUCAUAUUCUAUGUCACUGCUGUAAAGGUGACUCAUGAGAAAAAAUUAUUCUUUUAUAUGAUCUCUCUGAUUUGGAGAACUUACUGUCUUAGAGCCUGGAAAAAUGUAUUUUUCUUCCUUGCUUGCCUCAUGCUCUGAAAGCUUUUCCACCUCUUUGUCACUAGAGGGCAGUGUUGCACCGUGUGGACUAAAUACUGUGCCUGAGGAUUUGGCUUUAAUUCACUGACCCCAAGGUCUGUGGACAAGUGGUCCCAUCUCCUUUGCACCCCAUCCCCGUCUCCCCUACCUCAUCAUUAUUCUGGAAGGUGCUCAGAUAAGAUUGCUUGAAUUUUACUAGAUGGCUACCUUUCUCAAGUGCUGUCUAUUAUGCAUGGUGCCCAAGAUUCUUCAUCUCCCUUGCUGUGUUAACCCUUCCCUCCUCUUCUCUGUGAAGAAAUCGGAUUGUUCUGUUACAGAGAAUAGGCACCUUAAUAUAUUAAAUAAUAUUCCUGAGAUUACCCAGCUAGAAAGUGGCAGAGAUGGGAUUCAAACCCAGGUCGGCCUGACUCCAGUACCUGUGCUUUGACCCAUACAUACCCUGUAGGGCUUUUCUUGGUAUUAUCUAAAACAGAUCAUUGCAAGAGAGCAUUUAAUCUGACAAGAAACAGUCUUGUACUUGGAGAUCAACCGUGAGAGGGCAGCCAUGUAAUCGGUCUCAUUCUUUCAAUGGUGUCAAUGUCACCUCAUGGAAAAUUAGGUUAUUUGUUUUAUGAGCCUGACUGCAUUUCCAUAUGUUCAAUUUGUCCUUUCAAAGGAUCCAGGUGAAACUGGGAUGCUCUGAGCCAGCACUGUCCAAGAAAAAUACAAUUUGGGCUACAAUUGAGAGCCUUGCCUAUACUGUAAAAUUUUCUAGUAGCUACAUUAAGAAAUAAAAAACAGAUGAAAUUAAUUUUAAUUACAUAUUUUAAGCCCAAUAUACCCAAAAUAUUAUUUCAGCAUGUAUUCAGUAUAAAAUAUUGAAAUAUUUUACAUUGCUUCAUACUAGUCUUUUUGAGCUGGUAGAUAUCUUAUCCACAUAGCACGUCUCAAUUUGGACUAGCUACCUAUUGGAUGCUGGCUAUUCACACAUUCCUGGUGACUACCAUUAUGGACAUUGCAGCUCUAGACUUAUGUCUUUCACUUAAUAUCAGCUUUCCCUUUAUACCCCUGGAGGAGGGGAGGGAUAAGGGAUGUCUUUAGGGUUGCCUGCAGGUCUGUUUAUGGCAUGUCUCACCAGGCUGAUAUAUUGGGGAAAUGCACAGCUGAGUUAAUUCACUGAAUGUACAAGUCAGUUGGGGGAGAGAACAUCAGUCUGGUUUUGGAAUUUUGUGCUUUUCUUCUCCAUAUUGCUGCCUCUUUGAAUCUGAAGUUAGAGUAUUUUAUUGCCCCUUGCAUCCUUUCCCCCAAAUUAGUCCAAGCUGUCAGUAUGUUCAGGUUCUGCCAGUAUCUGAAUCAGAGGACUUUCAGGUUACCCAAAGCCUUGAAAAGCUAGGCAUUCCAAGCGGGCAUUUUUGUAGGAUUUUUUUUUUUUUUUUUUUUUUUUUUAUUAUACUUUAGGGUUUUAGGGUACAUGUGCACAAUGUGCAGGUUUGUUACAUAUGUAUCCAUGUGCCAUGUUGAUUUCCUGCACCCAUUAAUUCGUCAUUUAGCAUUAGGUGUAUCUCCUAAUGCUGUCCCUCCCCCCUCCCCCCACCCCACAACAGUCCCCGGAGCGUGAUGUUCCCCUUCCUGUGUCCAUGAGUUCUCAUUGUUCAAUUCCCACCUAUGAGUGUAGGAUUUUUAGAAUCACAGCAACCUUGACUGUGAAAGCUAAUUCUUUAAAACAAAACAACUAAAAAGAAGACAUCAGGAAAAUCAUUUGGCUGAUAGCUGGGGUCCCAUAACACUUCAGCUUCCUGUCUUCCUGUUAGGCAUCUGAUUUCAGGGGCUCAAUGGAAAGGGAGUCAAGAUGCAAAAGGUUUCCUGCUGAUGUGUAUUCCCAGCACUAAUGGGCUUUGGCACAGUGCCCUUUCAAAAUGCCUGGGCACAGAGGGCGAGAGACUGUUGAUGUUCUUCCAAACCUCAUCUUGAAUUAUUAAACAUUACUCUAAUGUGGCUUUUACAUUUCCAGAGGACUUUUUUUCCUGUGAGGAAUAAAUCAUAGCCUUGCAUUGUCCCCAUUUUACAAAUGAAAAGACCAAGGCUUGAAAAGUUGUUGGACUUCGCUAAUGUCAUGGGUCGAAGUUCAGCAGACUCUGCAUUACAUUUUCCUCCUUCCAAGGCCUCUGGUUUUAGCCAAGUACCUCUCGGCUAAAACAUUUUGUCUAAAGUUUGCAUGAGAUUCUUGGCAUCAGCUCUUAAAGCAAAUAUUUAUGUUGUUCUCUGAGAUAAGCCAUUGCAGGUUAUGGUUACAUUGAAAUUAAAGGUUUUUGGCCCAACUGCAAACUUAUCAUUUGUGAAAUGAAUGGUUGGGUUCUCACUGUGGGCCCAGAGAACCUAUGGGGACUCUUUAUGGAAGUACCCAUUUAAUAUGUAUUAAAUGUCUACUAUGCACCCAACAUUGCUAGUUCUUGUAGACCAAAUUCUUAGAGGGAAGGAACUAUAGUUUGUUCCUCUUUACAUUCCCAGUGCCCAGCACAGCACAUAGGCCAUGGUAGGUGCCCAAAAAGGUUGUUUUGAACAAACAAGCAGAGAGAGAGUAGUACCUGCUUUCCAGGGGCUUAUGAUCACUCAAGAUCCAAAGGAAUGCCCUACAAAUGUGCUCCUUCUAGACUGGAAGCACAUUAGGACCUUGAGUAUUUUUAAGCUCACUUCUACUGUGGAAUUUGGCCACUGAAAUAGACUCUGGUUCACAGCCACUUCUUGUACAAAAUGGCAGGGUGUUACCAAACACCUAAAAUUGACUGGGUCUCUGUUUUAACUCUUUGGUGUGUUAAAAUAAUUCUCAUGUUCACAAGAGGAGGAGGAGGUAAAAUGGUUAUGAAUAAUGUUAAUGUUGAGACAGAUAUUGUGUGUAGCCUGGUAAGUAACUAAACAGAAUGAAUGUGACAUGUACUGACAAACUAGCUAUUUGCAGUUGAAAACUGAAGCACAGACAGUUGUGCUUGGAGUUCGGGGUUCUUGAAACUAGAGAAAGGAGUUGACUGGAUUCCAAAAGAAACUGAGAAAUAUGAAUUAUUAAUGGUGCUGUCAGAGUUGUAGUUGACAUCCAUAGAAACCAACUUUAAUGUCAGUGUUUUCAGCUUUAACUUCAAUGUUUUAAGGCUCGUGUAGGGUAUGGAAAAUAUUUACUCUGGCAAUCGCCUGUUUUACUGUUAAAUAAUCUACGUAUUGUUAAGUGAUCUGUUCAUUUGGAUAUUUCCUCUGGGUCUUUUUGGAGAAGGACUUUAGUUCAUCAGAGUUUUUGCUGAUGCAGCAAAGCCAUGGGUGGUAUACUUGUUUGGGGUGCAUUUGCAGACCUUCUCUCUUGGCCACCAACUUCACCUUGCCUGGUCCAGCCACGUGGCUGGUAGUGUAAGGCAUGGUGUUUGUAUCUAGUUGGAGUACAGGGAAGUGUGUGUAAAAACAAUUAGAAGACCAUAGUUCAUUCUGUGAUUCUUACCGAUACGGAGUGCAGAGAAAGGACUAGAGCUGCCAGGGCACUCGGUCUUGAAGUACACUCUGAAAUAACUCUUGAACAUUGGCUUAAUUGGACACAGAGAAGAGAAAGAAGAACAUAGCAGGUGAGGAGAAUAAAUUCCAUGAGGGAAAAAUGUAGGGAUGGGCCUGGUGUUGGAGGAGAAGAUAAGCACAGCAUGUUAAUACCGUCAAGGAGGAGAUGUGAUGAGGCCGCAUGAAGGAGGAACUUAUCACAACCUUCUUGGUUUAGAUUUUUAUUUGGCAUCCAAACUUUGUAUAAUCUCACAAGGGAGAAAUGACCUGAAAGCCUUCUUCUUAAAUCACAGGUUUUACUGCAGCUUUGACUGGGGAGGGUAAAGAGAUUGGAGUAAAAGAGACUUCCUUGGAAGUUUCUGUAAUAAUUCAGAAGUUUGUGUUGACAUCACAGUAGAGUAGUAAGGGUGGAUCGGAGAAACAUGUGAUAGGAACAGACAGGCCUUAGAAGACUGAAAGUGGGGAAGAGUAAUCAAUUCAACACAGCGUUUUAAGGACUUAAUUAUUUCAGAGUAAAUGUUUCUUUGGUAGGAGACUGGAAUCACUGACAGAAAUAGGGCAAUUUAGAAAAAAAGCUCAUUUUUCUGGUUAGGGUGGUGGAAAGUUUUGUUGGCAUUUUCAAGGAAUGGUCUGUUACAUAACAAAUGCCAGCUGAGUACAGUGGCUCAUGCCUGUAAUCCAAGCACUUUGGGAGGCUGAGGUGGGCGGAUCACCUGAGGCCAGGAGUUCGAGACCAGCCUGGCCAACAUGGUGAAACCCCAUCUCUACAAAAAAUACAAAAAUGAGCCGGGCUUGGUGGCAGGCACCUGUAAUCCCACCUCUUUGGGAGGCUGACACGUGAGAAUCGCUUGAACACUGGAGGCAGAGGUUGCAGUGAGCUGGGAUUGCACUGCACUUCAGCCUGGAUGGCAGAGUAAGACUCUGUCUCAAACAAACAAACAAACAAAACCUACAAAUGCCCUCUAAGUGUAGAAAACAUAAGAAGAUGCUUAUGUUAAUUAGGAGAAAAACCAGGAUCUAAACUUGUUAGAUCCUGGUUUUAGAUAUAUAAAGAGUACAUAGGGAAAAACUGUGAGAAUUGUUAAGAGAUUAACUUUGAGAGUAUGGGGGUGUGUGUGUGUGUGUGUGUGUGUGCGCGUUUUAAAGAGACAGGGUCUUGCUGUGUCCCCCAGGCUGCAGUGCAGUGGCAGAACCUUGGCUCACUGCACCCUGAACCUCCUGGAUGCAAGAGAUUCUUCCACCCCAGCCUCCUGAAUAGCUGGGACUACAGGCGUACCAUCAUGCCCAGAUAAUUUUUGUAUUUUUUGUAGAGAUGGGGUCUUGUAAUCUUUCCCAGGCUGGUCUCAAACUCCUGGGCUCAAGUGAUCCUCCAACCUUGGCCUACCAAAGUGCUGGGAUUGUAGGGAUUAACCACUGUGCCUGGCCCAGAGGGGUUUUUGAAUAAUGUUUUCCUACUUCCUAUGGUGUUCUAGCAUCUUAAAAUAAGUAAGUUACCACUACUACAAUGACAAAAACAAUGUUAACAAGACAGGCUAACGAGAUACCCUCUGCUUUUUAGAAUACUCUAUUUCAGAAACUAAUUUUUAUUUCCCCCUACAGUUUGAAAAUCUGAACACAGUUGCUGAGUGUCUGUUUUCUCUGGUCAACGGUGAUGACAUGUUUGCAACCUUUGCCCAAAUCCAGCAGAA